Molecule: messenger RNA, 3678 nt
Organism: Chenopodium quinoa (quinoa)
Lineage: Eukaryota; Viridiplantae; Streptophyta; Magnoliopsida; Caryophyllales; Amaranthaceae
Product: molybdenum cofactor sulfurase-like
Exons: 23
Coding region: 634-3105 (823 amino acids)
Biological process (GO): Mo-molybdopterin cofactor biosynthetic process
Molecular function (GO): pyridoxal phosphate binding; molybdenum cofactor sulfurtransferase activity; molybdenum ion binding
Source: RefSeq, a predicted model, not a curated record
UUAUUUUGUGCAUAUAAUAUAUUAUCUACGAGCAUCAAUCAAACUUCUACAUUUAUUUGUGUGCUUAGUUUAAGGUCCUAUUUGGCAAAAGUAGCGGUAGCAUGUAGCUUUUAGCGGUCAAGUAGCGGGUAACUGUUAAGGUAGCGAGUAGCGAUAAAUUAGUAGUGGGUAGAAGUUAGUUGUCAAAGUAACGAUUGGCAAUAUGAGUGUUUGAAAAAAUUAGCGUUGCAAUACCAAAAUAUAUCGAAAUUCAUAUAAACAUUGUUUUAAAAUUAAUAAAAAUUUGUCAAACGCUACCCGCGACCUCAAAACAUUACUAUUUUUAAAGUUUGAGAAAAGCUACUUAAACGCUGCCACCAAACGGGGGCCUAACCGUGUCAAUUAUGUCGAAAGUAGAUCCCAUGGCCCAUUAUUUAAAACGCAGGAAGCAAAAUUGUAAUCUCCCACGCAAUUCAGUUCUACUUCAAACCCCCACCGCGAAAUUCAUCGGCGACACCGCCUCAAACGCCCUUUCCUCAUCUUCUCCACCACAUAAAUCUUCUUCAUUACUUGCAAUUUUCAAUCAAAUAACGCUAAUUCACUAGCCUCUUCUUCACUAUCUCAAUCCUCUUUUGCACUUUCCGUUGUGAAGUAAUGGAAAUGGACAAAGAGCAAUUCUUGAGUGAAUUUGGCAAGGAUUACGGGUACCCAGAUGGUCCCAAAACUAUUGACGAAAUUCGGGCUACUGAAUUCAAGAGAUUAGGUGAUACUGAUACUGUGUAUUUGGAUCAUGCUGGGGCUACAUUGUAUUCUGAGCUUCAAAUGGAAGCAAUUUUCAAGGACCUUACUUCAAAUGUUUACGGAAAUCCUCACAGCCAAAGUGACUCCAGCUUGGCUACUUCUGAAAUCAUAAAAGAAUGUCGUCAGCAGGUCUUAGAUUAUUGUAAUGCAUCUGCAAAAGAAUACAAGUGCAUUUUCACUUCUGGAGCGACAGCUGCUUUAAAGAUGGUUGGAGAGGCCUUUCCUUGGAGCAAUCAAAGCCACUUCAUGUACACAAUGGAGAAUCAUAAUAGCGUCAUUGGGAUAAGAGAAUACGCUCUGAGGCAAGGAGCUAUAGCUGUUGCAGUAGAUGUGGAGGAAUUUGUGGAUCAGGACACAUCUUCCACUGACCAGAAAUCUUUAUUUAAAGUGGCACAACAUGACAUACAGAGGAGGAAUGCCAAUAGAUGCAUUAAAGAAGACUCUCCAGGCACUGCACAUCAUUUGUUUGCAUUUCCAUCAGAAUGCAAUUUCUCUGGCAUGAGGUUCAACCUUGACUUAAUUAGAGCUUUGAAGGAGCAGUCAGAGAACACUUUAAAAGAUACAACGCUAAUCAAGGGUCGCUGGCUUGUCUUGAUAGAUGCUGCCAAAGGAUGUGCAACAGAACCACCUGAUUUAUCGAUAUAUCCAGCUGAUUUUGUUGUUCUAUCAUUUUAUAAGAUAUUUGGCUAUCCGACUGGGCUUGGUGCUCUCAUUGUCCAAAAUGAAGCUGCAAAGUUGCUGAAGAAGACUUACUUUAGUGGGGGAACUGUAGCGGCAUCAAUUGCUGAUGUGGACUUUGUCAAGCACAGAGAUGGAAUUGAGGAAUCCUUUGAGGACGGAACUGCAUCUUUUAUAAGCAUUGCUUCCAUUCGUCAUGGCUUCAGAAUGUUAAACACCCAUACUAUUUCUUCAAUCUCUCGGCACACUUCUUCUCUUGCAACGUAUUUGAGGAGAGUACUCUUGAGCUUGAAGCAUGAUAGUGGAGCAGAUGCGUGCAUAAUUUAUGGAGAUAACAGCAUGAUAUCUGAGAAGAAGGGAUCGAUAGUUUCAUUCAACUUAAAACGGCCAGAUGGCUCUUGGUAUGGAUAUCGAGAGGUGGAGAAAUUGGCUUCUCUAUCUGGAAUUCAUCUGCGGACAGGAUGUUUUUGUAAUCCUGGUGCCUGUGCGAAGUACCUUGGCCUUUCUCACACAGAGCUUCUGUCAAAUGUUGAGGCCGGUCAUAUCUGCUGGGAUGAUUUUGACAUUGUAAAUGGAAAGCCAACAGGAGCUGUUAGAGUGUCUUUUGGCUACAUGUCAACUUUUGAGGAAGCUAAGAAAGUAGUCGAUUUUCUAGUAAGUUCCUUUGUGGUGUUGCCUACUCCAGUGAGAUAUAAUUGCCUUCUACAGGAGUCCGACAUUUUCUUGAUUGAAGAUUCAGAGAAACUGGAGAAAUCCAGGGGUUUGUAUCUGAAGUCCAUCACUGUUUAUCCAAUAAAAUCUUGUGCAGGAUUUUGUGUAGAUAGUUGGCCUCUAAGCAAAACAGGUUUGCUACAUGACCGAGAAUGGCUUCUGAGAAGUCCAAGUGGGGAAAUUCUUACUCAGAAAAAGGCCCCAGAAAUGAGUCUUAUAAGUACAUUUAUAGACUUGAGUCAAGGUAUCCUAUUUGUUGAAUCACCACGAUGCAAAACAAAACUCCAGAUUCUCCUGAAAUCAGUGUCAUACUGCUUAGGAAGAGAAGAGAUGGAUAUGCACGGCCACAUAUAUGAAGUGCAGAGUUAUGAUCAAGAAGUCAACAGCUGGUUUAGUAAUGCUAUUGCGCGCCCAUGCAUUCUUUGGAGAUCCUCAGCUUCAAAUUGUUAUAUAAACAAACAGGGAAGUGCAGGCAUGUGCAGGGAUGUGGAGAGUUCAUUAAAUUUUGUCAACGAAGCCCAAUUCUUGCUCAUAUCUGAAGCAAGUGUUAUGGAUCUCAAUGAUAGAUUAAAAUCAAAAGCAUCUCAAACUCUCCAAGCACCAAUUGCUCAGGUUUCCACAAUGAGAUUUCGCCCCAACCUUCUCAUAUCCGGGGGAGAGCCAUAUGAUGAAGAUCUAUGGAGAGGAAUUCGAAUUGGGAGCAAGUAUUUUUCAUCUUUGGGAGGAUGCAACCGAUGCCAGAUGAUCAACUUUGAUCACCAAUCAGAACAAGUGCACAAAACAAGCGAACCUUUGGCGACUUUAGCAUCAUAUAGGCGGGUGAAGGGAAGAAUAUUGUUUGGAAUACUGCUUCGAGUUGAGAAGUGCAGUCUGGAAAACGAGGAAUUAAAUUCAUGGUUAGCGGUGGGUGAAGAAGUUUAUCCAGAUAUGAGGUAGAGAAUUUCCAUACAUCACCACAGAAAUGGUCGGUUGCAAAGACUCGGGGUGCAGCAGUUCUGAUGCCCUGGUGUUGCAGCAGUACAAACUCAAUGGUCUGGGAUUGGACUCUCUGUGUUCCCUUUAAAAACUAAAAACAAACUAUUUUUUUGACUCUCCAAAACCACCCAUACUCAUAGUUAUUAAUGCUUCAGUCAAACACCAUCUUCUCAUUUUUCGUGGAUGAUGGUUCCUUGUGACAAUUCAUGUUAACCAAUCCCAUAUCAUUUUGGGACUAAGACUUUGUUGUUGUAGUGGUAGUCAAACACCAUCUUCUAGACUUGUUGAAGAGUGAUAGAUCUUACAAUGGAAAAAUGUAUAGCACCGAGUUGUGCUCAGUGUGUAUAAAUAUCUGUAUGUACAAACCCACAGAAUUAUCCAUGAAAAACAUAUAUAGCGUUUCUUUGAUUCUCCAUUUCAAUUCUAGGCAAUUUACUUCCAGAGAGUCUUUCUUUCAAACUACUUGUACUGAUGUAUACACAUUACAAAAGAAGCACUUCUAUAAUACAUAGAUUGGAUUUUUUUUUUCGCCUA